Botrytis fragariae is the source of this 918-nucleotide messenger RNA. RefSeq lists its product as uncharacterized. The record is from RefSeq and is a predicted model, not a curated record. Gene Ontology annotation, molecular function: protein binding. Bases 1 to 918 code for a protein of 305 amino acids. Lineage: Eukaryota; Fungi; Ascomycota; Leotiomycetes; Helotiales; Sclerotiniaceae. The transcript has 4 exons.
AUGCCUUCUCCCGAAGUUGUGACAUUUUACAUCCCGGGACAAGAGCCCGACACUCGGAUCACCAUUUUUCAGCUCAAAGAAUUGCGAGUUCACUCUAGUAUUCUGAAGCUUUAUUCUGCUUACUUCCGGAAGUUUAUGGACUCUCCUGACAAAGAAUCGGCUCCUCCCAGCGCAAUGUGGAAAUAUGACUGGACUGGAAAGGUUGAGCAAGAUGGUAGCUGGUAUGUUGUUGAUAGAAGAGGUCAAGAAUCCAAGAAACAACGAGGUGCAACUAGCUGUAGUGAUCUGGAUAUUAUGGCCUUUGAAAAUAUCAUCAUGAGUAUGUACCAAAAGCCUUACGAAAUCACAAGCACAGCGCAUUUGCAAGAGAUUACAGCCUUGGCCGAUUUCUACCGUUGCCUACCCGUGGUAUCAAAUUCUCUCUACUCAGCCUUCUUCCGCAGCCCGAAACUUCUUGCCAAUAUAAAAGAUCAUAGGGAGCUGUUGCUAGAAUUGUCAUGUAAACUAAGACAUCGCGAGCUUUUCAACGACUGCCUCGUUCUGAUUUCUGGGUAUUGGCCUCCCGACCAGCUACCAUUCAAGACAAAAAUAGAGGAUAAAAGACUUGCAAGGCUGGCUGAGAACGUACACAACCGAGUGGGAGCAGUCCUAGCCAGAAGUAUACAGAACAUACUUGUGAACAAGUCCGCGCCAGAUGCUGGAAAACUUUUAAAUGCUGCAGUAUCUGUAACCAGAGGCUCACUCGUACAAUACCACAAAUUUCUUUUACUCUCGGAUAUCAUGAAAGAUAUCACCAAAAACAAACUAAAGUUGAAUACUUCUGCAGUAGCUGGGGAGGGGGAAUAUAUCCACAACUUUCUAUUCAUUGAAUUGGAGGAGGAAGAUAUUCCUUGGGAUACUACUGAGACUGACUGGUAA